ACGGGAUGCAUCCUCCCUUUUUGGUGAUGAUGUCCUGGCGUUUUUACGAGUCGAAAAGUGUCCAGUCUUGAGGCUUCUGCAGCAUUGAGUGCAGCUCCUCCUCCUUCUUCUCUACCUCUACCAACCUACUUUUUCCUCCUCUGGUCAUCUUCUUCUCCACCCCAUUUCAGUUUCGUCUUUCAAGGACGAGCUUUCAGCCACACCCGGCAGCCCCCUUUGUUUCCUUCUCACCCCUCCAUCUCAACCUUCCCGAACGCAAUUGUGUUCUCCUUUCGGCGGCACAUCGUCGAUUGUUUGGGCUUCGACCUUUUCCGGACCAUUGAUCUUCACGCCCACUUUCCUGUUCGUUGCCUGACGUUUAACCUCCAAGCAUCAGCUGGGAACAAAGGUACCUUACCUUGCUGACUUCGAGGAUUCUCUUCUCUGACAAAGGCCCACGGUUCCCCCCUCUUGUUACAUUCUUAGUGCCUUGUCCCUCUACAUCACACACUUCGUUAACUAUACUGCCACGCGUCCAUUCUACACUCUCGUUAAAUCCAUCUCUUUCUCUUCCAUGAUCGGCCUUGCCAUCAAACUACCACCUACGGCCUAACCGAUCCCCGAUUGGAUUGAUAUCUCUUCGUCCACGCCCACGAUCGAUCUAGACACUCUGAAGCUCCCUUGAGCGAACUUGCACCAUGGCGACCCCGACGGAUGGCUCCGAGCGAGCCACCACGGCCUCCGGUGCCGAUCCCUUUGGAGAUGCGGCCCGGAGACGCAACAAUCCUCCAGUCGCUCCUACUGCUACCGAAAAGCCCCAGCCCGAGGAUAAGAAGAAGGCUCUGGUUCCCGUGAAGAAGGAGCAGAGCUUCCUUGAUUGUAUUGCGAGCUGGGAGUGGAUCGUUGCCCCCGUCGUCUUCACGUUCCUGGCUUUCUUUACGCGUUUCUGGCAGAUUGGUCUUUCCCCCAUCGUGACAUGGGACGAAGCUCAUUUCGGAAAAUUUGGUAGCCAUUACCUCAAGCGCGAAUUCUACUUUGAUGUUCACCCUCCUGCCGGAAAGCUCCUCGUUGGUCUGAGCGGAUUGCUUGCGGGUUACAAUGGAUCUUUCGAGUUCAAGUCCGGCGAGACUUAUCCCGAGGAAAUCAACUACACUUUCAUGCGCCAGUUCAACGCUUUCUGGGGCGCCGUGUGCGUUCCCCUGGCCUACUUUACCGCCAAGGCGCUUCACUUCAAGCUCCCUGCCGUCUGGCUCGUCACUCUCAUGGUUCUUUGCGAGAACUCGUACACCACCAUCAGCCGCUUCAUCCUCCUCGAUUCUAUGCUCCUCUUCGGUACCGUGGCCACCACUUUGUGCUGGGCCAAGUUCCAUAACCUACGCAAGAAAAGCUUCACGCCUGAGUGGGCCUUCUGGUUGUUCCUGACUGGUCUCAGCAUCGGCUUUGUCUGCAGUGUCAAGUGGGUUGGACUCUUCGUUACCGCUCUGGUCGGUCUCUACACCAUUGAGGACCUCUGGAACAAGUUCGGCGAUACCAAGAUGCCCGUCAAGGUUCUUGCUGCCCAUGUUGCUGCUCGCGUCAGCUGCCUCAUUAUCCUGCCCUUUGCGGUUUACCUUUUGAGCUUUGCCAUCCACUUCUGGGUUUUGACCAACUCCGGCCCCGGCGAUGCCCAGAUGCCCUCGCUCUUCCAGGCUAACUUGAGAGGCACUGAGGUUGGCAGGGACAGCCCCUUGGAGCUUGCUAUCGGCUCCCGCGUGACUAUCAAGAACAUGGGCUAUGGUGGUGGCCUGCUUCACAGUCACGUUCAAACCUACCCUGAGGGUUCCAACCAACAACAAGUAACCUGCUAUCACCACAAGGAUGCCAACAACGACUGGUUCUUCUACCCUAACCGCAGGGAGCAGGCUUAUGACGAGAACUCUGACGAGAUUCGUUACAUUGGUGAUGGCAGCACCGUUCGCCUCAUCCAUGCCCAGACCGGCCGCAACCUCCACUCCCACGAGAUCCCCGCUCCCAUGACCAAGAGCGACAAGGAGGUUUCUUGCUAUGGCAACCUUACCGUUGGUGAUGAGAAGGACCACUGGAAGAUUGAGGUCGUCAAGGACACCAAUUCUCGCGAUCGCUCCAAGAUCCGCACUCUCACCACUGCCUUCCGCUUGAAGCACGAGGUUUUGGGAUGCUACCUCCGCGCUGGAACCGUCAAUCUUCCCCAGUGGGGUUUCAAGCAGAUCGAGACUACCUGCACCAAGACCAACAACCCUCGUGACACCUACACUCACUGGAACGUCGAGUCCCAUACUAACCCCAAGCUGCCUCCUGCUGAACCCGGUCAGUACAAGAGUCAAUUCCUUCAGGACUUCAUUCACUUGAACGUUGCCAUGAUGACCUCGAACAACGCUCUUGUUCCCGAUCCUGACAAGCAGGACGAUUUGGCUUCCCAAUGGUGGCAGUGGCCUAUUCUUCACGUUGGCUUGAGAAUGUGCAGCUGGGAUGAUAAGACUGUCAAGUAUUUCCUGCUUGGCAAUCCUCUCGUCUACUGGGGCUCCACUGCCGCUCUUGGAGUAUUUGGCCUUCUUGUUGUUUGGUACACUCUCCGCUGGCAGCGUGGCUACAAGGAGCUCGGCCAGGACGGCAUCGACCAGAUCCACUACGCCGGAGUCUACCCUGUCAUCGGCUGGUUCCUCCACUACUUGCCCUUCAUCGUCAUGGGCCGUGUCACCUACGUCCAUCACUAUUACCCGGCGCUCUACUUCGCCAUCCUCUGCUUCGGUUUCCUUGCUGACUGGUUCCUCAGAGCCAAGAGCAAGCUUACCCAGGGCAUUGCCUAUGGUAUCCUUUAUGCGACAGUUAUUGGGCUUUACAUCUUCUUCAUGCCCAUCAGCUGGGGAAUGGUCGGCCCGAACCAGCAAUACAAGUACAUGAAGUGGUUCGAUAACUGGAGGAUCUCGGAUUAGAUGUGGUGAUUGGGAUGGAACCUAUGGGCAGCCCCGUUCUCGGUUGGCAAUCAUCACAGCAGCAGUCUUCCUGUAACUGAUGCUAUUCCAAAAGUGUACCAAAUUCUGUGCAUCUGCAUUGACAACAUCUUAUUUCCUUUUAAGUUUGAUCUAAAACAAAAAGAACAAUGAGCUAUAGAAAAAUGGGAAACAUUUCAUUAGUGUGUCUACUGGAGGGUAUUUGUCGAGAUAUUUGCCUGUUGCAAUCUGAUGAAGAGUGUCUGUAACGAAAGACAGUGGUUUCCUUGAUGUAAUAGAUCAGGGCUAUCAAACUUGCGUAUUAGGGCAAGUCAUAUACUCAGAAACACGGUACACUUGUCGACUAGCCAUUUGCUUUGGUAGUAGUGAUGAGAAAGUCUAUGGUUCUGCCUGCGUUCCCGGCAUCAAUGCCCGAUAUCCUUUGUUGAAAAUGCAGAUGCGUUCAUGUCGGUCGAACAGGAAAUCAUCAGGGCAAUACAUCAUUACAUCCAUCCACAUCAUUAUCUACUUUGCUCCCGGGUUCCUGUCAAUCCUGUUUCGAAUUAAUACGCGGCAGACCGACAGUCGUGAUAUCCCCCACCAUCGUUUCCCUUUCCCUAGCUUUUCACAUUCCCAUAAAAGGUUUUGAUCGUAUCUCAUGUGUAUUUGAUUCGUCCCUCUUUGCUUUCCUCCUCCACCUUCUCCUCCUCAAGGGGCUACCCUUCACUCAACAACACCCUCCAUAACCGCCCGCCUUAUCCCCCGUCAACUUCACAUGCGUUCCUCCCCCUCCUGCGCCGCCUCCACCUAACCCAGCACUAGGCCCCUUUACCCCCGACCGUCUAUCAUUCAAAUCGUACUUUCCCGCCUGAAUAUUCUGGUAUAUCCUCUCGGCCACCCUCAUAAACGCCUUCUCGACGUUCUCCCCGCUCUUGGCGCUCGUCUCCACGUACUCGAGCACUCCAUUCCUCCUUGCCCACUCUUCCGCUUCUUUCCUCGUUACUUCUCGCUUGUUGUUUUCUCCCUCGUUUUCGUCGUUUGCUUCGGUAAGAUCGGCCUUGUUGCCGACCAAGAUCACCACAAUGUCCGGCUCGGCAAUGGCGCGAAGGUCGUUCAGCCAGUCGGUUACGUGCUCAAAUGUCUGUUUGCGCGAGAGGUCGAAGACGAGGAGGGCGCCCGAGGCGCCGCGGAAGUAGGAGCGCGUGACGGAUUUGUAGGUUUCUUGGCCGGCCGUGUCCCAGAGGGAGAGUUUCAUGUGUUUUUGCGGGACAGGGGGGUCGGAUGCUGAAGAAGAAGAGGAGGAGGGCUUGGCGGCUAUUGGGGGUGGGGGGAGGCCCCCGGAGGAGGAGGUUGUAGUGUUUGGUAUUGUUGUUGUUGUGGAAUCUGAGGUGAAGGUGGUUGUGGAGGAUGCUGGUUGUUGUUGUUGUGAUUGUUGGGAAUCGAGGUUGCUGUGAGGAGGACCGACGGGGACGAUGCGUGAGCCGAAUUCGACACCGAUGGUCACGUCGUGGUGGGUGACGAAGCGGCCCUCGCAGAGCCGGAUGGUGAGCGAGGAUUUACCGCAGCCUGAGUCGCCGAUGCACACUAGCUUUGCGAUGUAGUCCCAAGGUAAUGAGGACGACAUGGUGGGUUCUGAUUGUGGAAUAUCCUCCUGACGAUUCGGCUGAUAGGGUGUUGAAUGGAUGUUGGUAGUUUUUUGUUGAAAAUAAUGGAGGAGGAAGAAUCUCCAGAUACUGUCGGGAGGAGUAUGAAUGCUUCUCGAUGACGGAUGGCCUGGGCCUUGCUUGGUGUUUAUCGUUUCGAGUUGCGGGGACUGGGUUAUGGGUAACCGAGCGGGAGUUUGCAAGGGGUUCACUCGUCAGGAGAUCAGGCGAGGUGAUAGACUGCAGAGCUAUCCCGAGAUAGGCAGUGGAUCUGGUUCCCUGUUAUAUCCAAGAGUCGGCGGCUUGGACGGUGUCUCUUGGGGGACUGGUCUGACUGCUUGGUUGAUCGAUGAUGAUAUAUGUGGCUAAGUGCCGCCGAGGCUGGACUGAAGAAUCUUGCUUCUGUUGGGAAUGUGAUUCUCACACCGUUCCUGACGACAAUGCAACGCAAGUGAUGGUUGGACUUUUAACUCGCUGCAGUGGCUGGACGUCGUUCAGAGUAUCGAUGAGGAUUUGGACUCGGAAAAAAUGAUGGAGAUGUUGACUCGUCG
Neurospora crassa OR74A is the source of this 5121-nucleotide messenger RNA. RefSeq names its product dolichyl-phosphate-mannose-protein mannosyltransferase 2. Bases 678 to 2930 code for a protein of 750 amino acids. NCBI's taxonomy places the organism in Eukaryota, Fungi, Ascomycota, Sordariomycetes, Sordariales, Sordariaceae. Gene Ontology annotation, biological process: protein O-linked glycosylation via mannose. The transcript has 5 exons. Gene Ontology annotation, molecular function: dolichyl-phosphate-mannose-protein mannosyltransferase activity. The record is from RefSeq and is a predicted model, not a curated record. Gene Ontology annotation, cellular component: membrane; endoplasmic reticulum.